CUCUCUCUCUCUCUGUGUUCAUGGCUCCUUUCUAUUCUGCUCUCGGAUCUUCCUCUCUCUUUCGCUCUCUCUCCUUCUCCUCGCACGCUCUCUCCCUCUCUCUCUCUCGCUCCACCCCAUCUCCUCCUCUAUAAUAUUUCUCAUCCUAAUAUUUAUAUAGGCGUAUAUAUGGUAUUGUGAAUUUUUAAGUUAUUUUGCCAGCACUCGCUCGUAGGGGCUUCCCUUUCUCUUUCCUCCGCCCCUUCCCCCCUCUCCCUCUCUUUCCAGUUGUCCAUGCUUCCAUCUUUUUCACCCCCUUCUUGUACUGAUUUCCUUUUCCAAUUUCUGAUUCCUCCAAUUCCCAUCCCCUUCUCUCUCUCGCUCUCUCUCUACCCCCACUGAGAGCAAGGGAGAGAGGAAGAGGGAAUCAGUUCUAGAUUAGUAGUGGAAGUAGGAAGUAGUAGUGGGAGCAGCACAGCAGCAGUGCGGUAACUGCUCAAAAGGCGUUCGGAGGAGUGGGAGAGGAAAAAUUCCGGAGCCAUGCAGCAGCAGCAAGGAGGGUCCCAAUAUGGGGUGCCUCCUCCUCCGCCGGAUAUGACCCCAUUCUCCUCCCCCCGAGCUCACAUGCUCGGAAUUUCCAACCCCGACCCCCUCCAGCAACAGGCCCCGCCGCCGCAGACUCAGCUCGCCGAGGCUGCCUCCCCCAUCAGCAGCCGGCCCCCGCCGCCAGGCACAGGCCCCCGCCCACCCUCCUCCAAUUUCGAGGAAUUGGUCCCCGCCGUGCCCGGGAAUUUCCCCGAUGACGAGGCUCUCGUGGCCGCCGGCGAGGAGGUCGAGCGCGGAGGCGCGACCGGCAACCGGUGGCCCCGCCAGGAGACGCUCGCCCUCCUCAAGAUCCGCUCCGAGAUGGACGCCGCCUUCCGGGACGCCACCCUCAAGGGCCCCCUCUGGGAGGACGUCUCCAGGAGGCUAGCGGAGCUGGGCUACAGGAGGAGCGCAAAGAAAUGCAAAGAGAAGUUCGAGAACGUCCACAAAUACUACAAGCGCACCAAGGAAGGCCGGGCCGGCCGCCAGGACGGCAAGAGCUACCGCUUUUUUAGCCAGCUCGAAGCCCUCCACAGCAGCAGCAGCUCCUCCGCCGCCGCCGCUGCACCGGGCCUAACCACCGCCACAGCUGCCGCCCCGACAACCCCAAUUGGGAUCAGCACCGGGAUCGCGGGCCCCUCCUCCGCUAGAAUCCAACCCCCUCCCGUCUCCGCCGUGGCCCCACCUCCCAUCGCGAUGCCAACACGGGUCGGCGCCGAGCUGACCCCCGCCACCGGUGUCGCACCGCCCGGGAUCUCGGGCUCCGCCGCCGCCACCGCCGCCACCGCCGCCGCCGGGAUCAGCUUCUCGUCCAACACCUCCUCCUCCUCGUCCUCCGAGUCCGACGACGAGGAGACCGUGGAGGCUGGCGGGAGCCGGGAGGGACGGAAGCGGAAGCGCAGUGGAUCUGGGGGCAGUCGGAAGAUGAUGGCGUUCUUCGAGGGGCUGAUGAAGCAGGUGAUGGAGCGGCAGGAGUCCAUGCAGCAGCGUUUCUUGGAGACCGUCGAGAAGAGGGAGCAGGAUCGGAUGAUACGAGAGGAGGCGUGGAGACGGCAGGAGAUGGCGCGGCUCAACCACGAGCACGAGCUCCUCGCCCAGGAGCGUGCCAUGGCCGCGUCCCGUGACGCCGCCAUCAUUUCCUGCAUCCAGAAGAUUAGCGGCCAGACGAUCCCGCUGCCAACCGUGCCAGCUACCGCCGUCCAUGCAUCCUCCGUAGCGCCGCCACCGGCACCACCUCAGCAACAAAGCCAACAGCCGCAGCCGCAGCAUCAGCAGCAGCAGAGGCCACCCGCACCGAUGCAGCCAUCGCAGCAGCAGCAAGAGCUCCACCAACACCACCAAAGCACGGAGAUUGGACGGCAUCAGGUGUCAUCUUCUUCAGAGCUGGUGCCGGUCCCAGAGCAGCCGGAGCCGGUCGGGACAGUGAACUUUGAGCCUGUGUCGCCCUCGCGGUGGCCCAAGGCGGAGGUCCACGCGUUGAUUAAGCUGCGGAGCGGGCUCGACUCAAGGUAUCAGGAGGCUGGGCCCAAGGGCCCGCUGUGGGAGGAGAUCUCGGCCGGAAUGCAGCGGCUUGGAUACAACCGCAGCGCCAAGAGGUGCAAGGAGAAGUGGGAGAACAUCAACAAGUAUUUCAAGAAAGUGAAGGAGAGCAACAGGAAGCGGCCUGAGGAUUCCAAGACCUGCCCAUACUUCCACCAAUUGGAUGCCCUCUACCGCAAGAAGCACCUCGGUAGCGGUGGCAGCGGCAGCAACAGUGGUGGCGGGAUUCAGCGGCACCAAGAGCAACAAACCGAUCCCGAUCCCAACCCUCAAGAACGGAGUGAACUUCCCAUAACCAUGGCACCGCCACAGGCGCCGCCACCCCCACCACCACCACAACAGCCAUCAGCAGAGACCGAAACCAAGAAUGGCAGCAACAACAAUAACAACGGCGGCGGCGGCGGCGGCGGCAGAAACGGCGCCAAUUCUGAGGGCGGCGGAGGGUCGGGCUCUGUGCAGAUGCAGACCAGCAAUGGGGGACUUCCACCAAGCUUCUUUGAAGAAGGCAGCAGUGCCGGCGGCAUGACGAUGAAGAAGAAGACAUUGUGAAGGAGCUGAUGGAUCAACGGCAGCAGCAGCCGACCAUGGAAGAUUAUGACAAGAUGGAGGAACCCGACAGCGAUAACAUCGACCAAGAUGACGAUGAGGAUGACGACGAGGAUGAUGAGGACGGGAAGAUGCAAUACAAGAUACAGUUCCAGAGGCCUAAUGUGGGCGGCGGCGGAGGGACAACGUCGACAGCGGCCCCGACUGCAGGUUCCUUCUUGGCCAUGGUUCAGUAGAUCUACGAUCCCGCCGCCAUUUAUCCCUUCUUCCUCUCACUGUACCAUAUGCUACCACCAACCAUCUACGACCUCAACACCCAAAACUCGUCCUCUCUUUCCUCAUCUCCUCCUCCUCCUCCUCCUCUUCUUGAGUGCAUCAUCAUCUAUCUUCCGUCACUUCUAUCUUCCUCUUCUUCUUCAACUCCAUCUUCUACUUACCGGCACUAUUAGUUGCAUCGUACAUGUCAACAUAAAAGUUUUUCUGGAUGAUGAUGUCCGUUGCGUCAAUCCAUCCUUUGCUAUUUAUUGAUUUGUUGUGGAAUAAGAAUCCUCUUCGGCCAAUGGAAGGGGCGGACAUGGACCAAAGGCGGUAAUAAGCUCGCGCAAACAGCAUCCACACGAGGCCCACAGGGAGGUGCGAAAAAAGAGGCAUGAAGAAUUGGCAUCCGGCUUUCUACAUUGGAAUGGAGGAGCAGAGAAAAUAAGUCCUCAACGUCAUCAGCAACAAGAAGCCUACUUCUCCUCCUUCACAAUUUGUAUAUCCACACUACUGUUUGUCUCUAAAUCUCAGUCUCUAUUUCUCUCUCCUCUGUGUGACUUCCAGUUCAAGUUAAAGUGGACCUAUAACCAAAGAAAAAAUAAUUAAACAAAAAAGAGCUAGGAUAAAAUGAGAUUAAUGCCGGGAGAAUGGCUGGUGUUUGGUGCGGGGAUUUUUAUUUUUAUUUUCUUUCAUUUUAAAUCAAUUAAUUAUGAUGAAGGUCUUUAAUAUGUUGUUUUAUGCACUGCAACAAUGUACAUCUCCUAUUCGUCUUGUCAUUAUUAUUCUGUCUUGAUUUGCUUCUGUACCUCUUCUUACAUUGCCAUUAAACUUGUUAUUACCUCUUUGUUGUUA
Phoenix dactylifera (date palm) is the source of this 3759-nucleotide messenger RNA. Its product is annotated as trihelix transcription factor GTL1. Lineage: Eukaryota; Viridiplantae; Streptophyta; Magnoliopsida; Arecales; Arecaceae. The record is from RefSeq and is a predicted model, not a curated record.